AUGGAAGAUAAUAAUGAUCUUGAGAGUGUUAGACAACAUUGUAUUAAAGUUGGCGCAGCAAAGAUCGAGGAAAUGUCCAAAGUUCAAAUUCAGUCUUGUUUAGAUUCAUUAAAAGAUAAAGCAAACGAAAUUACUCAAUUAUUUGACGAUUGUGUACCAAGAAUACCUACAAACAAUCCUCCUAUCUAUACAUUGGUUACCAUUUUUAAUUUAUUAAUAAAUGGUGAAUUAUCUACUUUUGGCGACUCAAGAAACAGAUGUUGUAAAAAUGGAGAAGUUUUAUUAAAUGAAAUGAGAAGUUUCAAUGUAAAUAAUGUCAGUUUUCACACAUUUAGUUUAUUAAGAGGUUAUUUCGAAAAUGUUCAAGAUAAUGUUUUAAAUACAGAUUUCGUUUUUGAAGAAAUUGAACCAUAUGGUGACGUUGCUGUAGAUUUAUACGAGUGGUUAGAUUCAAAUUAUACACUUUUAUCAUUAAAAUAUAAUGAUAAUGAUGAAGAUGAUGAAAUGAUGUAA
Dictyostelium purpureum is the source of this 513-nucleotide messenger RNA. RefSeq lists its product as uncharacterized. The transcript is spliced from 2 exons. NCBI's taxonomy places the organism in Eukaryota, Evosea, Eumycetozoa, Dictyosteliales, Dictyosteliaceae. The record is from RefSeq and is a predicted model, not a curated record. Bases 1 to 513 code for a protein of 170 amino acids.